Messenger RNA from Saprolegnia parasitica CBS 223.65, 1542 nucleotides. RefSeq lists its product as hypothetical. The record is from RefSeq and is a predicted model, not a curated record. The transcript is spliced from 7 exons. The coding region runs from base 1 to 1542 and encodes 513 amino acids. NCBI's taxonomy places the organism in Eukaryota, Oomycota, Saprolegniomycetes, Saprolegniales, Saprolegniaceae.
AUGGCGCAGCGCCCGCGCCGCUUCCACUUUGUCCUCCUCGCGCUCCUCUGUCUCAUCGUGGCUGCGUACAGCGUCUUUACGUGGGAGAUGGUCGACCUGCCGUGGCUUUCUGGCGCCAAGGGCCAAGACUUGGCGCAUCUUCGGCGCCACAACGAGUCGAGCGGCCACGGAAACGCCACUGCGACUGGGGCUGAUGACGUCACGCGUCUGCCCAAUGCGACCCUCGAGCUCCACGCGACGGGUCCGGUUGACGUCACGCGUCUGCCCAGUUCGAGCCCCGUACUCCACACGACCACGGGCAAUAACGCAACAACGGCGACCCCACCUUACGACCUCUUUGGCAACGUGGUGCACCUCAACAACCUCAAUGAAGCCUGCUUCCAUGCCAACGACAGCAUCGUUCACUGGUCGUACAACAGCACUGAGGUCGACCUCGCCCAGCUCUGGACCCGCGACGAGACGCCACGAAACGAGCUCAUUGCGCACCUCGCGCAGUGUCCCGAGGUCGAUGUCUUCCUCCCCGCCGGCCUGCGCGACCACGGGUACUGCGAAGACGGUAUGGCGUACGUCAAGUUUCUCAAGACACGUGCGCUGCCGCUCUGGGUCUUUGAUUUGCGCUUCGACUACCAAGGCCGGAAAAACAUCAACUAUUUUGACUUGUGCCCGAACACGGCGCUGCUCUUUAUGAACCACUACACCGAAGGCCUCAUGGACCGCGACGACUUUCCAUCGGACAAGGUGGUUGUCAACAUGCCCAACGUUGAAAUGUACGAGCUCAAGGGCAAAGACUACCAUCGCUUCGACGUCGUCCUCUGCAAGACGCGCGACGGCUACGACCGCCUCUCGCGCUGGUACAAGGACAACGGAAACCCGCGCAACACAAAGCUGCUCUACGUCCAGCACACGUCGUCCGACCCGUCGACGGUGGCCAUUACGCAUGCGAUGGCGCACCCGGAGCUGCCACCGAUCCAGCCCAAGAACUUUGAGAAUCUCACGUUCUUUCACGCCAACGGCCACAGCUGGUUCAAGAGCACACGCGCGGUGCUCGAGAAACUCGUGGACUCUCGAGCAUUUCACCAGAUCUUUGGUGACGACGGCGCGCCAUCGAAUCUCCAGUUUCACCACGGCGAGGAAGUCGACGUCGCCCAGUUUGGCCGCCAGCUCCUCGAAACGAGUGCGAUCUUGUGCCCGAGUCGCAUGGAAGGCUUUGGCCACUACAUCAACCAAGCUAGAGCGUCCGGCUCGCUCGUCUUGACGACGAAUGCGCCGCCCAUGAACGAAUUCAUCGACAACGACUCAGGCGUGCUUGUCGAGGCGUCAACAAGGGACCAGCUCUUGAGUGCUUACGGCGGCAUGGAGUGGCACGUCUCGUGGCAUUCGAUCUGCGACGCUGUCGACAACGUCCUGCAUCUCGCGCCGUCCGAGCGCCAGCGGCGCGCACAGAACGGGCGGCAACGCUACGAGAAGCAGCUCAUCGAGUUUCGAGACAACAUGCAUGACGUGCGCGCUCUUCUUGCCAAGAAGCCGCAGCAGGAGAUAUGA